Messenger RNA from Gopherus evgoodei (Goodes thornscrub tortoise), 1416 nucleotides. It is a transcript of the gene CABLES2, whose product is annotated as Cdk5 and Abl enzyme substrate 2. Bases 181 to 1137 code for a protein of 318 amino acids. NCBI's taxonomy places the organism in Eukaryota, Metazoa, Chordata, Testudines, Testudinidae. The record is from RefSeq and is a predicted model, not a curated record. The transcript has 9 exons. Gene Ontology annotation, biological process: regulation of cell cycle.
UCUGAUCUCAAAGGCCAUGAACUAAUAUUGUUCACUCUUCAUGGUGUUGUACAUUUUUACAGAAGGCGUUUUAUCUCCCAGCGCUGCUCUCUAGAAUUUUUAGAAGACAUAGUGGAAUGUGCCAGUGUACGAAGAACUAAGCACAUACCCGGAUCUCCAAGACACACAAGCUUGAAGAAGAUGCACUUCAUCAAGAAUAUGAGACAAUAUGAUACAAAGAAUAGCAGGAUAGUAUUAAUCUGUGCUAAACGAACCUUAUGUGUGGCUUUUUCUAUUCUGCCAUAUGGGGAGAACUUACGAAUCAGUGAUCUAAAAAUGGAAGGGCAGAAACAGCGACAUCCUUCUGGUGGUGUUUCAGUCUCCUCAGAGAUGGUCCUUGGAUUGGAAGGAGUGGAGCUUGGAGCUGAUGGCAAGGUUGUGUCCUAUGCAAAGUUCUUGUAUCCAACCAACGCCCUUGUUGGCCGCAAAAUUGAUAAUCAUGGUGCUGUUCCUCCAUGUCGAUUCAAUGCUUCACGGAGUCUUACGGGGUCAAGACAUAAAACUGUAACCACUAAAACAAUACCACCAGGAACAGAAAUAGGAAAUGAAGUUUGUGAGUCAUCAGAGUAUAAUCCGAAUCUCCUGGAUGAUCCUCAAUGGCCUUGUGGGAAACACAAGCGUGUUCUCAUCUUUGCAUCUUACAUGACCACAGUAAUAGAAUACGUGAAACCCUCAGAUCUUAAAAAGGACAUGAAUGAAACUUUUAAAGAGAAGUUUCCUCACAUCAAGCUAACGCUAAGCAAAAUCAGAAGCUUAAAGAGAGAGAUGUGGAACCUGAGUGAAGAGUGCAAUCUAGAGCCAGUUACUGUGUCAAUGGCGUAUGUUUACUUUGAGAAGCUUGUUCUCCAAGGCAAGCUCAACAAACAGAACCGCAAACUGUGCGCUGGUGCUUGUGUGCUUCUUGCAGCCAAGAUCAGCAGUGAUCUCAGGAAACAUGAAGUUAAACACCUUAUUGAUAAACUAGAAGAAAGAUUCAGAUUCAACAGACGAGAUCUCAUUGGAUUUGAAUUUACAGUGCUUGUAGCUUUGGAGCUGGUCCUCUACCUUCCGGAAAACCAAGUCUUACCUCAUUACAGACGUCUCACACAGCAAGCCUGACCAAAGCUACAUUCCAACUGCUCACCAGUGGCUCUGGGGAUUAACAGCAUUACUGAACAUUUUGCUCCUGAAUUUGACACUUGCCACUGACCACCUCUGUGUCACAAUAUGCAUCAGAUCAUGCCUACAGCUAGUUUGAAGACUGCAGCAUGAUUUUUAAACAGUCAAGAUGUACAUUAAUGAUACAGGUACCAAGUCUGUAUCAGGAGAUGGUACAAAAAGGGUUGUCUUGAACUUUAUUUUCCUUUGGACAUUAAAGCACAAAUGAUUCACAAACUA